Molecule: messenger RNA, 1388 nt
Organism: Sorghum bicolor (sorghum)
Lineage: Eukaryota; Viridiplantae; Streptophyta; Magnoliopsida; Poales; Poaceae
Product: antifreeze protein Maxi
Exons: 1
Coding region: 290-1156 (288 amino acids)
Biological process (GO): root development; shoot system development
Source: RefSeq, a predicted model, not a curated record
UCCCCCCUAUGCAUGCCCUAGCUCACUGUGCGCUGCCGCUAAUACCCACACACACACACGUGCAACCAGUACCAACAGCUACCUUCCAUUACCUGGCUUCCAUCGUCUUCCUCCCGGCUCCUCUCCAUAUAUAUAUAUAUAUAUAUACCAACGACCUCGCUCGCCUCCCCCUCUCCAUCUCAGACGACGACGACGACGACGACACAAACGAACGAUCGAUCCAUCGAGCUACCUAGCUAUAGCUUACCUUGCAAACCCAAGCAAGCUACCUACAACUACAACAACAACAAUGGCGCCCAGCUUCGGCCGCUCCAUCUCCUUCCAGCUGAGCCCAGCACGCGCCAUCACCCGACCCCGCGCCGCGGCCGCGCGCCACGUCCGCUCCAUCAGCCUGCCGUGCCGCUCCCACUCCCACCCGCUGCUGGCGCACCUGCAGGCUCAGACCGCCGCCGCCCGCGCCUGGGCCACCUCAGACUCCACCUCCCCCUCCCCCGCCUCGGGCCUCGCCCUCAUCGACGCGCUCCACGCCGCGCUCGCCCAGCUCCUCCUCCUCCCGGAGCCGCAGGCCUCGGUCCGCCGCGCCUGCGCCUCAUCCGACCGCCUCCUCGACGCCUUCCUCCUCCUCGCCGACGCGCACCGCGGGUUCCAGGAGUCACUCCUCGCGCUCCGCCGCGACGCCGCCGACGCCCACCUCGCCCUCCGCAGGCGCGACGCCGCCAGCCUCGCCUCCGCCGCGCGCGCCCAGCGCAGGGCCGAGAAGGACCUGGCCCGCCUCGCCGCCGCCGUGUCCUCCUCCGCCGCCCGCCUGUCUGCGCUCGGCGGAACCGCCGCAACCACUACUACUACUGACACUGAGGAGGCCGAGAUGGCCGCCGCGCUCGUGGACGCCGCGGCGGCCAGCGCCGCGGCAUCCGCCGCCGUGUUCUCGGCCGUCGCGUCCGUGUCUGCCGCCACGUCCUCCAGCAAGAACAAGAAGACCGCGACGACCUUAGCUGCUGCCUUCGCCAAGAAGCCGGAGACGGCCGAUGUGGCGCCGGAGAAGCUCGAGGAGCUUGAGCGAUGCAUCGACGAGUGCGAGAGCGGCAGCGAGGUGGUGUUCAGGAGCAUUGUUCGGACUAGGGUAUCGUUGCUCAACAUCCGUACUCCGGCGAUCUAGACAAUCAUCAGUCGCCAUUUCGCCAACACAAGAUAUAUAGCUAACUGUUGUAUACAUACUAUAUAUAUACUGUUUACUUUCAUCUCAUCAGUAUCCAGAUGCAUGCAGAUGGAAAUAACACAGAAAUUCAGUCAAAAAGCAUAGUCCCAGAUAAAAUAAAAGUUUGUACUGUAAUAUCAGGAGGGCAUGCAUUAUCUGACUGUUCAUCAGAUGAAGAACGAACUUAGAACAA